Messenger RNA from Prunus armeniaca (apricot), 252 nucleotides. The record is from the annotation of a GenBank genome assembly. Lineage: Eukaryota; Viridiplantae; Streptophyta; Magnoliopsida; Rosales; Rosaceae.
AUGGCUGACCUCAACCCCAGAUUGGGAGAAAUGGCUGCUGAGAAUGGGGCAUUUCUUCGAUCUGCAAUGGAAGGAUCAAGGGAUCUAUCACUUGAUCAAGCUACUCGAGAGGCCAAUUGUCAUGGACUGGUCAUUGUUGGCUGCGGCCUUGAGCUUCUGGUCCUCGAAGACGAACACCAUGAGCUUACUGUUCAGCAUGAUGACACCGACGGUUCUACACAUGGCUAUGCCCUUCACGGCCCUAAAGGCUGA